Seriola aureovittata is the source of this 898-nucleotide messenger RNA. Its product is annotated as programmed cell death 1 ligand 1-like. Gene Ontology annotation, cellular component: external side of plasma membrane. The record is from RefSeq and is a predicted model, not a curated record. The transcript has 3 exons. The coding region runs from base 368 to 898 and encodes 176 amino acids. Gene Ontology annotation, biological process: immune response; T cell costimulation; cellular response to lipopolysaccharide. Lineage: Eukaryota; Metazoa; Chordata; Actinopteri; Carangiformes; Carangidae.
GCGUGUGUGUGUGUGUGUGUGUGCUCUGAGCUCGGAUGAGGUUCCACUCUUCUCUCCUCUUUCUCCUGCUGUUCUUACUCAGUUUUAUCUGCUGUUUAUUGUGAAAAUGAAGAUGUAUAUGAAACAGCAGGUGAUGAAAGAGUUGUAGAUGAAACUACCUGACAGUAAACAGUUAGUGUCAGCAUUAAAAUGCUGCUGACAUGUUCAUCAAAUACACCACAUUGAUCUCAUCGUCACUCUGAACUGUCCUCACACACUGUUGGAGUCAAACUGACACAUUUUGACUUGUGAAGUCAGUGAAGCUCUAAAUUCCAUCUUUUAAAUGUGUUUGUGACUCUUCAGCUCUGUCUCCUCUCACAGGGAGAAGAUGAUCUGCUGCAUCCUGCUGCUCCUCACACUCACCUCCUGUGUCUGUGGAACAUUUGUAGUGAACGUGACACAGAGCUCCUAUCAGGCAGAGGAGAAGCACAACAUCACACUGGAGUGGAGCUUCACAACCAAACCUCACACUCCAUCUGACUUCCUUAUUAUCUUCUGUCAGCUGUUUACUGAUCUCAGACUCUCAGUCCUGUAUCAUCUACAUGAGGGUGUUGAGUCUCAGGAUGAAGAGUUUUCAGGACGAGUCCAGUGUGACAAAGACGUCCUCAGAGAAGGACGAAUCAGACUCCAUGUGUCCAGACUGAGGACUGAGGACUCAGGACUGUACCGGUGUCAGGUCCUCACCUCUGAUGGGAGGAGCUCUGGUAAAUGUCACCUCAACGUCUCUGAAGCGAGGGAUCGGCCUGAACCUGAGACAGAACCUGAGACAGAACCUGGAGAACCAAACACAGCAAGUCGGGGAAGGAUCGGCCUCUACUGUGGACUGGGACUGACAGCAGCUGUUGUUCUGACUCUCUGA